GGUACUCAACCCUCUCCCCCACGGUCUCUAAGGCUUACCUCUCCACUGCUUUUGAACCAUCAGAGGGAGCUAAUGCAGCGCCGGAGGCAAGAAAUAGUGAUGUUAGUAUGGAAUCAGGUAUACCCCAUACUGAUCCGGCCAAGGAAGGCUUGUUUGAAGCCAAACAUCAAAACAUGGCCAUGACAACCGACGCUGCAAGAGAUGGACCGGUGAAAGCGGCGGAAAUGGAAGAGACGGUGGGAGACACCGCGACGCGCACCAUGGUGGAGGGAGCGAAACAGGUCAAAGAGGCGGUGCUAGGGGAAGAUGAGAAAGUAGGGCCGAGCAAGAAGAGCUUGAGUGAGGAUGAUACUGAUAGUAUUGAGGAUCUGAGGAGGAGGGCAGGAGGGUAUGAUAAGAAGGAUCGUUGAAGAGAGUUUUAUGUAUUGCGUUUCUAGCAAUUAUGUAUACAUCUGUGGUAAUAAUAGCAGA
This is a messenger RNA of Fragaria vesca subsp. vesca, 471 nucleotides long. RefSeq lists its product as uncharacterized. The transcript is spliced from 2 exons. NCBI's taxonomy places the organism in Eukaryota, Viridiplantae, Streptophyta, Magnoliopsida, Rosales, Rosaceae. Bases 108 to 410 code for a protein of 100 amino acids. The record is from RefSeq and is a predicted model, not a curated record.